Pieris macdunnoughi is the source of this 549-nucleotide messenger RNA. NCBI's taxonomy places the organism in Eukaryota, Metazoa, Arthropoda, Insecta, Lepidoptera, Pieridae. The record is from the annotation of a GenBank genome assembly.
AUGGGCAGCCCCGAACGAGAACUCUGUCCACCGCCAUCUGAAGAAGAUGAACUAACACUGCCAAGAGCAAGUAUUAACAAAAUGAUUAAGGAACUAGUACCCUCAGUAAGAGUGGCUUUUGAAUCAAGAGAAUUAAUUUUAAACUGCUGCACUGAAUUCAUUCAUCUAAUUAGUUCUGAAGCAAAUGAAGUAUGUAACCAAAGCAAUAAAAAAACAAUAAAUGCAGAACAUGUACUUACUGCCCUAGACAAGCUAGGUUUCAGUGAUUACACAGUAGAAGCUGAAGCUGUAUUAAAAGAUUGCAAAGCCGUUGCUGCUAAACGAAGAAGGCAGAGUACUAGGCUAGAAAAUCUUGGUAUUCCUGAAGAAGAAUUAUUGAGACAACAACAAGAACUUUUUGCUAAGGCUCGUGAAGAACAAGCUAAGCAAGAACAACAGCAAUGGCUAUUAUUGCAGCAACAGGGUCUUGUGGGGCCUGAAGGUGCUCCACAAACAUAUAUACCACCAUUGGUUCCAAAACAAGAUGAUGAAGAUGAUGACUACUCAUAG